CAGGACUAAUACUUAACCGAUAUUGCAUAUUGGCAAGAGUAGGAAAAAAAAGUCCUGGAUUAUAGAACAGACACACUUUUUACCAAGGAUAAUCUUCAAAGUGAAAAGCUGUUUGAAUAAUCUGGACCAAGUGUGGGAUGGCGGAGAGUGUACCCACUAUGGAUAACUCAGAGGAGGAGUUCUAUGAUGUGCCGGAUUCCUUCCUCGAGCUACACCGUGGGGAAGGAGAGAAAACUCCACCAGCAUCACAGACUGACUACGCUCCUUCUCCAGGACAAGUCGCAGCUCUCAAUGCUGAAAGCAAAGCUUCGCAAUCUGUCACAGAGCCCAACCCUCCUGUGCAGUUUGCAGUCUACCAGGUCAGCAGUGAGUCCCUGUCCCUGCGUUGGGAUACCCCUGCUGGUGAAGUGGAGAGUUACAUCGUGACUUGUUGCCAUGAAGGAGACGUUGUGCAAGAAUCAACAGACACAAACACGCUGACUCUCAGCCACCUGAAGCCUGGGGUGUGCUACUCUCUUCUGGUGUCUACACAACUUAGGAAUGGAAGAAUAAGCAAGCCAGCUGCGACAUCUGCCAAAACAAAGACACAUCUAGAGAGCUUAUUGGAGGAUCUGGGGUUGGAGGACCGCCUCAAAGAGAAGCUAUCCCUCAGCACAAUACUUCAGAUAGACAAGAAGACCAUCACUGAUGAACCUCCCAAGUGUAACGCAGAUCUCCCAUGGUACUUCCUAAAGAAACUGAUGAUGGUUAAUGUGACAGCAAGGAAUGUGAAACUAAAUAGUACAAAUUCAUGUGACAGGCUAAACCCCCUUGACAUAAUCACUGCCCUCUUUCUGUGCUCGGAUGGUUUUGUACGGCAGGAACUGUCACUCAAAAUGUCCAUGUGUCAGUUUUCAGUUCCUCUGUUGCUUCCUAACUGUGACACAAAGCAGUGCACACUCAUGCUUUGGGCCAUGAGAGACAUUGUUAAAAAGUACAGACCUCAGUCCCUGACCGAAUCCAAGGGCUUUAUUGAAGAAAGAAUUGUUCUGUCUGAACUUCCAAUGAUAUCAUUUGUGAGACUCGGUGAGUGCUCCUUGUCCAAGUCAGAGAUUCUCAAUAAGCUUCUGAGCAAUGAUACCUUUGUUCAUCAUGAUAUGGAGUGUGGUGACAGUCCAAGGAGAAUAUCCAAUGGACUCGUUGAAAUCUCUUGGUACCUUCCAUGUGGGAACAAAAACAUGGACGUCUUCAGUGAGCCAGUAGCUGUAGCUAACCUUCGAGGGGACAUUGCUUCAUUUCAAACACAAUUUUCCUUUUUGUGUCAGACAUCUGCAGCAGUGUUUGUGUUCUUUGACACCUUGGACUCUGAAUGUGAGCUACUUACCAACCAACAACACAAGACACAGAUAUUUUUGGUUGGGAACCAUCAAAGCAAUCGCUUCAGUAUGGAUGCUCUGCAAAAUGUAGCAGCUGAGUUGGGCUUGACUAACAACAACAUCCUUUUGAAAACUAAACAAAUGAAUGAUGCAGACUUUGUCAAAACAUUGGGGGAAACAGUCAGCAACGUAGUUGAGAACUCAAAAAUGAAGAUGCGAAUUGAGCAGAUGGCUGACAUUGCCCACAAACUGGGAAUCUUGGUUGAUGAAGAGUCUUCAGAGUGCCAGACUGCCAAGAAAAAUGCAGAUGCCAUCACGACUGAAAUUCAAGAUAUCCUUCAAUACAAAGAAGCUGAGCUGCCCUUACAAGGCCAAAUAUGGAAGGAACUGACUCGCUUAGAGAAGGAAGAAUUUCGGCUUCGAAAUGUCGGAUCUAAGAAUAUAGAAGACUACAAAAGUGAUCUUCUCCUAGAGAAAACACAACUUCGGAAAGAACAGAACUCUCAUGACAUUUCAAAUGCAAUGACAUGUUUCAUCAAUGCAAUAUCAAGCCCAGAGAUAGAGAGGUGCUAUUUCCUGAAAUGGAUGCGAAUGAACCUCGAUAACGUGUCUCGAGAGAAAUUGUCUGACCUCAGGGAGCGGUACAAAGAAAAAUGCAAAAAUCCUGAAAACAAAGAAGAAAUCAAAGACAUUGACAGACAACUAUCCAACAGCUCAUUGGGGAUUGAACACUUCUUCCGUGAAAUGGGUCAGAUCUAUGAAGCUUCACUUUCCCUUCCAGAAACUGAACCAUCACGUGAACAACUACAGCAUUUGCCCAAACUAUGUGCACAAUUGUUACUCGAUGGACUUCCUCUUGAGCUUGUAGAUGGAGAAGCAUCCAACAUACCUCUCAGAUGGAUUAGUGACGUUCUUUCUCAGCUCAAUGACUUGAUGUCUCCUCUGAAUAAGAUACUGGUAGUCACUGUUCUUGGAGUUCAGAGCACAGGGAAGUCCACUCUCCUCAACACUAUGUUUGGAGUGCAGUUUGCAGUCAGCAGUGGUCGAUGCACUCGAGGGGCCUUCAUGCUGCUCAUCAGAAUCAAUGAAGAUAUCAAAAAAGAACUCAACUGUGACUUCAUGAUGAUCAUUGACACCGAGGGCUUAAAGUCACCAGAGCUUGCACAACUGGACAAUAGCCAUGAGCACGACAAUGAGCUUGCAACACUUGUUGUUGGGCUGAGUGACGUCACCAUCAUCAAUAUUGCAAUGGAGAAUUCAACCGAAAUGAAAGACAUCCUACAAAUAGUCGUGCAUGCUUUCCUCCGGAUGAAAGAGGUGGGCAAAAAGCCCAAAUGUCAGUUUGUUCACCAGAAUGUGUCAGACGUUUCAGCCCAUGAGAAGAACUUACGAGACAGGAAACUGCUCAUGCAACAGUUAAACGAGAUGACCCAGGCAGCAGCCAAAAUGGAAAAGAAAGAAGAGAACAAGAACUUCAGUGAUGUGAUGGAGUACAGUCCAGACACCGGGAACUGCUAUAUUCCUGGACUCUGGAAUGGAAGCCCACCAAUGGCACCAGUCAAUGCCGGGUACAGCGAAGCUGUGUAUGAGCUGAAGAAGAACAUAAUCCAUGUUUUGGGAAGUUGUGAGUCAUCUGCUAAUGAUAUCUUGGAGUUUACAGAGUGGAUGAAAAGUCUUUGGAAUGCAGUAAAGCAUGAAAACUUCAUCUUCAGCUUCAGAAACAGCCUGGUGGCUGAUGCCUACAUGAAGCUGUGCACAGAAUUCAACAAAUGGGAAUGGGAAUUCAGACAACUCAUGUACACGUGGGUUACAGAUGCAGAAACAAGGAUUCGCAACUUUGGUACCGUUGCUGGUAAAUCUGAGAUAUCUGACAUGUCAGAAUGUGUCAAGCAGUUGAAAAGUGAAGCUUCCACAAUUCUGUCUGAAUGGGAGACAAAGCUUCUUGAAAACCUGGCACAGGGUCAUGUCUACCUCGUUGAAGAAUACAAAGAAGGCUUUGCAAACGGUGCUAAGAGUCUUCGACGACAAAUGCAGAGCUCCGUGUUUAAUCAGCUCACAGCAGCAGCUGACAUCAGAAACGGGAUGACAGAACUUGAAAAAAUCAAGGAGAACCACACAAAAGAAUUGGAGGGGAGAGUGCGUGCAUUGAUAGAAGAGUGUCAGAAGAAAAAUAUCCAAAUGACAGAAAAGGAGCUGGAUGAAGAAUUUGACAAGAUGUGGACUGAAACGCAGAAGGAACUUUCCUUUGAAGAAAUGAAGUUUGAUGACAUUUACAACAGUUGCCAAAAGAAGGCAGAAGAAUUCACGCGUUGCUGCCUGAAGCCUGCAGUCGAAGACUUUGUCUACCGGUCCCUGGGUCCUGAUAUCAUUGGAGAAAUGCUGACAAAUGAGCAGUUCAGCACACGGAUGUCCUUCCAGUACUCAGUUUUACUGGAUUUGCUUAGAAAGGAUGACUUUGAGAACUAUCGGAGCUACAUUUGCUCCUAUGAAGAGUAUGUCAAGAAUUGGAUACUCGACAAAAUAGUGAAACGCUUCUCCGAAGCAUCUACGAUAUUUGAGUUUGAGGAUCGACAUGUUCAGUCAAGUAUCAGGAUCAUCAAUGCUGCUGUCAACAAAGCCAAAACAGAAAAGAGUGCCAACUUGGAGUCAUUUGUUAAAAACGUCUGUCAGGAACUUGGUGAUAAGCUGGUCAUUUCCCAGGAUGCUCUUGGUGCUUUCAUGAUCCUGAACAAUGCCGACCAGGAGCAGUUUGCUCACUGGCUGACUGAGUGUGUGAAGGACAUGGCACAAGUCCUUCAAGAGGAGUUUAAUGAAACAGACAUCCUAAUGAAACUAAUACAAUUAAAUGUCCAUCCUCAGAAGGAGCUUUUCACCAAACUGAUUGGAUGUGGUAAGCAGUGUCCAUUCUGCUCAGCGCCUUGUGAGGCAGGAGGACAAGAACAUAGCGAGCACUUUGCUUCACUACAUCGGUCGAUAGCUCUGGGUCAAUACAGAUGUUCUCUCUCACAGAUACUUAGCACUGAUAUAUGCUCCUCUCUUGUGAUCACACCAAACAGCACUUUUCGGUGUGGUGCUACAAACUGGGAAAGACACCACCACAAGGAUUACAAAGCCAUUUUCCCUGACUGGAAGAUCUCACCAGAUGGAAGCCUUGAGGCAUCAGACUACUGGAAAUAUGUACUCGCCAAAUUCAACAACAAGUUCGCCAAAGCAUUCAAAGCAGAGCCUGCUGAUAUUCCUGUAACGUGGAACAUGAUUACACCUCAGCAAGCAGAGGAAAGCCUCAAAGAGUCUUUCAACAUCAAGUGA
This is a messenger RNA of Pseudoliparis swirei, 4664 nucleotides long. RefSeq names its product up-regulator of cell proliferation-like. Gene Ontology annotation, molecular function: GTP binding; protein binding. NCBI's taxonomy places the organism in Eukaryota, Metazoa, Chordata, Actinopteri, Perciformes, Liparidae. The transcript is spliced from 8 exons. The record is from RefSeq and is a predicted model, not a curated record. The coding region runs from base 138 to 4664 and encodes 1508 amino acids.